AUGAAGACCCUGCUCCUGACCGCCGUGCUGCUCGGGCUGGUGGCUGCCCUGCAGGCCCAGGAACCCCUGUCUGUCUUCUCGGAGGCACAGAAUCUCGCAGGGACCUGGUACAUAAAGGCAAUAGUGACCCAAACUAAACUGGAAGAGGAAAAGCGGACUGCCCCGGUGUUUCCCAUCACAAUGGUGGCUUUGGAAGGCGGAGACUUGGAGAUCAAGCUCACCAUCAUGUUUGAGGGUAGGUGCCAUGACUUGACAUUUCAGAUGCAGAAAACCGAUGAGCCUGGAAAAUACAUAGAUGGAAAGACGCCUGAGCCAAACGCAGAGGCUCUGGAGGAAUUUCAGAGAUUCGCACAGCGCAAGGGAUUCCAGGAGGAGAACAUAUUCGUGCCCAAACAGAAGGGGCCCUGCUUCCGGUCUCGGGGUGUGGUGGGGUUGGAACCCUUGGCCGGGCCCCUUCUCACCCUGGCUGUGCCUCUGUUUCUACAGAAACCUGUGUCUCAGAACAGUAACUGGGGAAAAUGGUACAUAAUCCGCUGGGCUGGCACCAUCCCGUCCCCCAGGGAGAAGCUGCUGGCGCCCCUGCCUCCCUUCAGCUUCGUGGUGAACUCCAUGGGGAAGCUGGAAUUCCAAAUGCGUAUCCUGAAGCCAAGUGGCUGCCAGCUGUUCAAGCUGCCCUUGUCGGUGGCCCGUGUGCCUGCCAGCUUCGUGGGCUGGUGGAAACACAUGAUCUACAUCUGGCUGGUCACACCGAGGAGCUAUGGGAUCGCCUACUUUGGAGACAGGAUGAACAACCGGAGGGUGCAGAUGAUGAUGCUCUUUGGCCGCACCCUGGAGGAACACCCAGGGGCCCUGAUGAUCUUCGAGGUGUUUGUGGAGAAGAAAGGACUGAACAAAGCAGACCUCAUCUGCCCUCCUCACCUCGCACGAGGCCAGCCCUGCCUGCUCCACAUCGAGCCACCACGUCCCAAGGGCCCCAUGUCCACUGUGCGGACCCCGAAGCAAUGCGGGCUGCUCCCAGACCUGAGAGGCCAACUCCUGGUUCUUCCCUGGGGGGCAGCGGUCAUUCAGGAGUCUGGGGAGACCCAGCCCUCUCUGGAAGGGCACAGUCAGCACGCCCAGACGGGCAGCAGUGAGCUUGUGGCGGGGCCCGCACAGGCCUGGAUCUAG
Molecule: messenger RNA, 1167 nt
Organism: Dipodomys ordii (Ord's kangaroo rat)
Lineage: Eukaryota; Metazoa; Chordata; Mammalia; Rodentia; Heteromyidae
Exons: 10
Coding region: 1-1167 (388 amino acids)
Molecular function (GO): small molecule binding
Source: RefSeq, a predicted model, not a curated record